GGCAAACUUUGUUACAGAAGCGGAAAGCACUUGCGGAAGCAGUUUUGGAGCGACUCGUUCUGUGGUUACAUCAGCAAAUGCAGGAUGCCUGUAAGGAGUGUAAAGCCAUCAGUAAACAGCUGUUUGAGAAGCCCAGCAGCAUUGAGGAGCUCACAGAGCAGAGAGAAUGGAUGAAACAAAUCCCUGAGCAGCUCAAAGUGCAUGAGGAGAGUUUAUUCAAAGCUUUGUCUGACUAUGAUCUAGUAGACGAGUUCUUCUACCAUUUCUCUGAUGAGGAUGUCAAUGAGAAGUGGACAGCAAUGUUCUUUCCCUGGAAGAUCAUGAGUCAGAUGGAGACAGUGAGAGCCCAGCAUUCUGAGGAUGAGGAACGCUUCUACAAGAUCCAGUUGGUCGACCAAAACAACUUCCUGGAACGCUUGAGCGAACUGCAGAUGGUGGUGGCUGGACUUGCUGCUCACACAAACAUCGAGCGAGCGCACGAGGUGGCAAACAAGGUGCGGCGAGUGAGCAAGCAGCUGAAAGAGUGUGAAGAGAUGGCACAACUUUACAACAACCGAGAACGACUUUUUGGCAAACCCCUCUCUACUUACACUGAGUUACAGAGGCUGAACCAAGAGUUUCAGCCAUUUCACGACAUGUGGAGGAUGGCAUCUGAUUGGCUGCGCUGGCAUGAAAGCUGGCUCAGUGACCCGCUGUCAGCCGUCAACCCCGAGCAGCUGGAGCAGAAUGUCAAUGAUGCUUACCAGACUAUGCACCAGUGCAUCCAACAGUUUAAAGACAUUCCUGCCUGUCAGGCAGUGGCAUCUGAAAUCCAGGCCAAGAUUGAAGAGUUCCGUCCCUUCAUUCCUCUGAUCCGGGGCCUGAGAAAGCUUGGCACGCAGAGCCGCCACUGGGAACUUCUGUCUGAACGUAUCAACGUGGACGUGAUGCCUAAAGCAAACCUCACCUUUUCCCAUUGUCUGGAGCUCGGCCUGCAAGCCCAUGUGGAGGAAAUCACCCGCAUGGCUCAGGAGGAUGGAAAAGAAUAUGAGUGCCAGGAAUAAACAUUUUGUUAAGGGGCAAUAUUUGCCCCUUGGAGUUCAUUUUAAGGGGUAUUUUUUUACAUCUAUGAGGGCAUAUACUUCUAGUCUUCUAAAAUAACAGUGUCAUCCAUUUAUGUCAGAUAAUUUGUCAGUUUAGAUUAAUCAUAUCAUGGAAAUAAAUUCUCUUUCUGAGCACACAUGCUUGUUACCUAUAAAAUUAAACCAACCUUGAAUGCAAAAAUAUCUGUAAAGAUUUCAAAACAAUGUAAACCUGCUGCUUGGAUACAUCAUCAUUAGCUGGUUGGCGCUCACUGAGCCCAGAGGUGGAGCUGCACUGUGGGGCCCACUGAACCCAGAGGUGGAGCUGCAUUGUGGGGCCCACUGAGCCCAGAGGUGGAGCUGCACUGUGGGGCCCACUGAGCCCAGAGGUGGAGCUGCACUGUGGGGCCCACUGAACCCAGAGGUGGAGCUGCACUGUGGGGCUCACUGAGCCCUGAGAUGGAGCUGCACUGUGGGGCUCACUGAGCCCUGAGAUGGAGCUGCACUGUGAGGCCCACUGAGCCCACAGGUGGAGUUACAGUGUGAGGCCCACUGAGCCCAGAGGUGGAGCUACACUGUGAGGCCCACUGAACCCAGAGGUGGAGCUGCACUGUGGGGCCCACUGAACCCAGAUGUGGAGCUGCACUGUGGGGCUCACUGAGCCCUGAGAUGGACCUGCAAUGUGAGGCCCACUGAGCCCACAGGUGGAGCUGCACUGUGAGGCCCACUGAGCCCAGAGGUGGAGCUACACUGUGAGGCCCACUGAGCCCAGAGGUGGAGCUACACUGUUAGGCCCACUGAGCUCAGAGGCUGUUUCUGGCCUUGGAGUUGUUUUAUCAUCAUUUUUAAAUAUCCAGUGAACUAACCUCACAACUACAGAUCACAACAUUGUCUACAGUGACACUGAACUCAUAUUUAAUGUCACUUUUCUAGGCCUUAAAUAUAAUAUAAUAACAAACUACUGUAACAAUUUAAAAUGUUACAAAUUAAAACCAGCAGAGUUCAUUACAGUGACAUUUUUUGCUUAUCUUAUUGACCAUUUUUUUUCCUGAAAUUGAGGAAAGUAUAAAUUGCACAGGUACAGUAUGUCAUAUAAACAUCUGCUGUCCUCAUGCCUCUGCCGUAGACUCUGAACACCAUAGAGGAGAGGUGGUCAACAUGCCGUAUAAGGAGACGGCACAUUCAUCUUGAAGUGUC
This is a messenger RNA of Myxocyprinus asiaticus (Chinese sucker), 2258 nucleotides long. It is a transcript of the gene dnah1, whose product is annotated as dynein, axonemal, heavy chain 1. Lineage: Eukaryota; Metazoa; Chordata; Actinopteri; Cypriniformes; Catostomidae. The record is from RefSeq and is a predicted model, not a curated record. Gene Ontology annotation, molecular function: minus-end-directed microtubule motor activity; dynein intermediate chain binding; dynein light intermediate chain binding. Gene Ontology annotation, biological process: microtubule-based movement. The transcript has 7 exons. Bases 78 to 1043 code for a protein of 321 amino acids. Gene Ontology annotation, cellular component: dynein complex.